Messenger RNA from Symbiodinium sp. CCMP2456, 3081 nucleotides. The record is from the annotation of a GenBank genome assembly. Lineage: Eukaryota; Dinophyceae; Suessiales; Symbiodiniaceae.
AUGGUGGACUUCUGUCAGCAAGAUGUCCAAACUGCUCAAAGCAAGCUGGACCAAAUCAGGUGUGUCUGUCUGGUCGGUGACCGGGGUCACGGCAAGAGCACACUUGUGGACCUCCUCCGCCCGCGGAGCCUCAGGGCCACCGAGGAGUCCGAGGCUCUGAGGUAUCCGAGCCUGUCGACCUCGGAGGUUUCUCCCACAGUGCAGCUGGAAGUGCAGACCCUCCUCUUCGCGGGGAAGGAGGAUGCCAAAGAGCCGGACAUACUCGGCCGCCGGCAGUCGGCCGACAAGACGCAGAAGGUGCUGACCCAGCCGCUGUCCCCCACGAAGCAGAAGACCUUGGAGUUGGAGGUGCAAUCUGUGGUUCGUGCCCAUCGGGUCAUCCGUGCAUUGAAGAACAAGAAGAGUCUCAAGGAAAGCAGGACCGAAGCCCGAAACUCAGUUGGCACUGCUGUUCUCUUGCGCCCGGGCGGGCAGGCUCUGGAGCAUCAUCGGGGCCGGGCCGAGUUCGCAGCUCGCAACUACAUGGCGGUGAGGUUCAAUUGCAAAAGGAUCUUGCAAGUAGAUCGCAUGCAGCUCUUCCACGGUAGGAAGUCCUUGGACGGCAAGUUCCUGGGGACGCGCACAACCACGCUACCAAAAGGUAUCGGACUGCGGCUGCAGGCAGAUGCAGAAGACGAGUCGCAAACUGACCUGGAUCAGCUGAGCAACACGCUCGCUGAGCCUUUGUUGUGCUACUUUAUCGACACACCCGGCCAAAGCAGCCUUUUGGGUGAGGCACAGGCCGCCCUGCGUUUGGCAGACAGCGUGCUGCUGGUGGUGAACCCCGUGGAGGGGCUUUCGCUGCAUGGCGAGGCCCUGCUGCGCCGCGCCGCCGGAGAGCGUCUCCAGGUGGCCUUGGUCUUGAGUCACUUCGACAGCUGCUUGGACGGCCGCUACGAUGCCAAGCAGCUCGAGGAUGCGAUGCACUCCGUCGUGGACCAGGCGAACGCCGUCCUGGCCACGGCUGGGGACGAGGUGACUCGAGGCGAAGCUCGAGUCGCCCCGCUGCAGAUUCCAAGCAUCCGGCCGGAGCUCGGAGACCUGGUCUUCGGAAGCACCACGCAAGGCUGGAUGAUUUCCUUGCCACUGCUGGCUCGGAACUUCAAGGACAGGUACGGCCUGAAAACCACUGUGCUUAGCCGUCGGCUUUGGUGUGCAGGCCGUCGGGCAGGUGUGCAGGCGAGAGGGGCAUGGGCACGCAUGGAGCCUUUGCUGCGGCAGUUGGUACUAGAGCCACUGCUGCAGCUUUGCGCAGCCUUUCGCCGUCAGGACUGGGAGCUCGCCCGCAGCAUGCUUGAAGGGCUGAGGCUUCCAGCCCUUGGCUACGGGGAAAAAUAUCUGGCAUACCACUCGCUGGUCACAAAGAUCAUGAAGCGAUUGGCAGAUGGAGAUGCCAGCCAGGUGAUGUGUCAGCUGCUAGCUCACCGGCUUCCUUCUCCGCGCCAGGCUCAGGGCGCCGGACGUGCUCAGCAUCUCUUCCUCGGAACGCCCGAAGGGGAGGCCGCGACUGCGCUGUGCAACUGCUCGCCUCAGGGGCCACUCAUCUUGGCCGUCGCGCGCCGCAUUCCUGCGGCCACGGUCAAGGGCAGAUCCUACAUGCUGGGCCGGGUAUUCUGUGGCUGUGCAAGCCGGUGCCAGCGUGUGAGGUGCACGGAAAGCGAUGGGAUGGGGACCAAGGGGUUGGGCAGCGCGACAAUCGAGCAGCUGGCGAUGCCUCUUUCCUGCUUCGCUGAGCCUGUGGAGAUGGUUCCAGCAGGAAACCUGGUACUUGUGACGGGCCCUGACCACCUCAUCUUCAAGACCGGGACUUUGCUGGAUGAAAGCCUUCCAAGCGAUUCCGGUUUGGCCAUGGCACCGCAGCUGCGCCCCUUAGUGCGAGUCUCGGUUCGGCCGAAACGCGCAGAGGACCUGCCCAAGCUGGUGAGAGCCCUGCGACAGCUCAGCGCCUGUGAUCCUGCGGCGCGCUGCCGCGCGGAAGAGUGGGGCGAGCAUGUCAUCAGCGGUCUCGGGGAGCUUCACCUCAGCACGUGCAUCAGGGAGUUGGCAGCAGAACUUGCUGAAGAGGUCGAGCUCGUCUAUGACAAGCCUGAGUACGUGACAUCGCGGAGAGGAUUGGGCGACUGGAGCUAUGGUGUAGAGUACAAAGAGACUGUCCGCGCUGCCGGAGCCACCUCGGAGAUCUUGGCGCCCAGCUUUCGGUGUUCUGCCGAAGCAUUGAGCCUGGAAGAGGAACUUUGCCAGGAGCUCGAUGAGGGGGGUCCACUUGUCCGAGCCCGAGCUCGUCAGCGGGCGCUAAUGCUUGCCGAUCGCUACAACUGGGCCUUCGAAGAUAGUCAGAACCUCUGGGCUUGCGGCCCUGCCGAUGGGUGCGGCGCCAAUAUCUUUGUUCGGGGUGACAGCGACUUGAGAGAGGCAGCUGGAGCCGCGAUGGUUGGGGCCUGCCGCUGGGCCUCCGCCGAGGGUGCGAUCUGUGAGGAGCCUCUGCGAGGCAUCCGCUUCAACCUCGGCUUUACCUCGCCACCAGGGCAGGGCAGCAACCAGGAUCCAGCGAACGCCUCCGUUGCGGCCAGCUUUCGCUGGGCCCGAGACUGCAGCGCUCUCGCUCGACGCGUUCUGCUGGCAUCCGCCUUGGACAUGGCAGCUGAACCGGGCCUUCAGGAACCUUGGUCCCUGGCAGAGGUGAUGCUGCCCGCGAUGGCACCUGAGAAGGUCGCACACUUGUGGGGUCUGCUGUGUGGGGUCCGUGGCCUGGUUUUUGAGGCACACUGCGAUCCGGAUGAGGAAGGAAGGAGGGAGCAAAAGUGGUGUUUCGAGCUCCCCACCCUGGAGCUCGUCGCCCUUGAGCCUCGGCUCAAUGAGGUUCUUGGCGGCUCCGUGGUGAUCAAGGACUGCUUUCUCCGCUGGGUCACGCUUCCAGGGUCCUUCCUGGGCGAAGAUUCGAAGAGCAGCUACCUCAAGAGCGUUGUGCUCGGCCUUCGCCGGUGGCGCCAAUUGAGCCCAGCCAUCCCCGGCCAGGAGGACAUCCUUGCAUCAACCUUGUAA